Molecule: messenger RNA, 2241 nt
Organism: Botrytis byssoidea
Lineage: Eukaryota; Fungi; Ascomycota; Leotiomycetes; Helotiales; Sclerotiniaceae
Exons: 1
Coding region: 1-2241 (746 amino acids)
Biological process (GO): protein insertion into mitochondrial inner membrane from matrix; mitochondrial respiratory chain complex III assembly
Cellular component (GO): mitochondrial inner membrane
Molecular function (GO): ATP hydrolysis activity; ATP binding
Source: RefSeq, a predicted model, not a curated record
AUGAACGGCUCCGUUUCUCACGAUACGAUGGGCAACCCUGGACAUCAUCCAGCUGGGGAUACCACCGGGCAGGCAACCUAUGGCUACUCACAACCCCAUAUAAUCGACAUGUUUUUCCCGGGAUUUUCACUCUUCUCAACUGCUCUAAAGAACUACACUACCAUCGACCUCAACAUCUAUAUCCCCAUGCUCAUGAUCCUGGGUAUGCUAAUAUUCUGUUGGCAAUACAUCGAACUAUGGUUCUGGGUUGAGCUUGACGCUCAUUUUAUGUCAACUGCCGAUGUUCGCAUCGACGAUGAAAUGUAUAACAUGGUAAUGGCAUGGGUAGCUGAACAACCUUUUGCUCAACGAUCUCGUCAUUUUGUCGCCAAUACCAAUCUAAACAGUCGGAUGUGGUUCAUGUGGAACUUUAACGAGGACGAUGAAGAGAAAGAGGAGGAUGAUGAUGACUUUGAGAUCGACGAGGAUGGAAAUCCCGUUCCCAAGAAAGCAUCCGAAAAGGAGAAGAAAGUCCGAUUCACACCAAGCUUCGGAACUCAUUACUUUUGGUACAAGAGGAGAUUGUUGCAAUUCAGACGUUCGCAGACUGCAUCAUUAACUAAUUCAGCUACAAGUGAAAAGGAGGAAAUCUCAAUUUCUUCCUUUGGAAGAAACCCUCGCAUCCUCAAGGAGUUACUUGAUGAGUGCCGCCAGGCCUUUAUCAAAAACGAUGAAAACAAAACAAUUAUCUACAGAGGCGGUACUAAGGGCGGUUCCUUCGGUGAGCCGGGCUGGACUCGUCUUCUUUCCCGCACCUCUCGCCCCUUCUCUACGGUCGUCCUCGAUGAAACGGUAAAGCAGAAUAUCAUUGCCGAUAUGAAAGACUACCUGCAUCCAUACACGAAGCGAUGGUAUUCUAAUCGUGGUAUUCCGUAUCGUCGUGGGUAUUUACUCCAUGGGCCACCCGGCACAGGGAAGAGUUCUCUUAGCUUCGCAAUUGCUGGAUAUUUUAAGCUUAAGAUUUAUAUCGUUUCUUUGAAUUCCGGUUCGAUGAACGAAGAAACCCUCAGUACACUCUUCGCUGAGCUUCCCAAGCAGUGUGUUGUACUCCUUGAAGAUAUCGACACCGCCGGUCUUACCCACACCCGUGACGAUGACGAAGAUGAGGACGGCUUUGACUUUGAUGAAGAGGCUGGCCCUAGAUCUCCAUUGACUAAAGCAACUAAGGCUAUGGAGGCCAUGACAAAGAAAAACGGCGGGAAGGAUCAAUCGGGUAAGAUCUCUUUGAGUGCAUUGCUCAAUGUGAUUGAUGGAGUUGCAUCGCAAGAAGGAAGAAUUCUGAUUAUGACGACAAAUCACAUCGAAAAGUUAGACGAGGCGCUUAUCAGACCUGGCCGAGUUGAUAUGACUGUCCACUUUGAUUUGGCUACUAAGGAAAACAUGGAACAAAUUUUUAAAAGUAUCUACGCAACUCUUGAAGGAGACUAUCCUGAGCCCAAGAGCUCUGAAAGUGGAUCUUCUGACGGCGGAAGUGUCAAAUCAGGAUCCUCUAGAGGGAGAAGUCCGGCUAGUGUUGUACCAGUCAACAAGCGGGGUAUGCACAAGAAGAAGCCUAGAACUCCUUCGAAAGAGAGAAGAAUACAGGCAGAAUUAGAUCGAAUCAUUGCGGCGGAAGAGGAGCAAAGAAGGAUCAAGGAUGAAGAGAGAAUAGCAAAAUUAGCAAAGCUCUUUAGUGAAAAGGUCCCUGAAGCAAAGUUCAGUCCAGCAGAAAUUCAAGGUUACUUGUUGAAGCAUAAGAGAAAUGCGGAAAGUGCCGUCGAGGGAGCAGAACAAUGGGUUAAGGAGAGAGAGGAAGAGAAGGAGAGAGCGAAGUUGAAGGAGAGUGAGGAAAGAGAGAAGAGAGAGAAGGAGAAAGCAAAGUUGGAAAAGGAAAUUGAGAAUUUGAAGAAACAAAAGGAGGCUGAAGAAGGUGAUGGUGGUGAGGAAGAUGAGGAUGAGGAAGAGGGGGAUUCAGAAGAGGUAGUGAAAGAAGUUGAAGUCAUCAAGGAGCAGACCGAGAUGGUUAAGAAAGAGGUUGAGGCUCUUAAAGAUGAAGUCUUCGAUGGAAUGGAGAAGAAUAUCCAGAAGAUGGAGAAGGCUGGAAUUAAGUUGAAGGAUAUCGAAAUAGCAAGUGGGAAGAAAGCUACACAUAAGUCCGAUGUGGAGAUGAUUGAGUAUGCAGAAACUGGAUCUCAGACUGGUCUAGAUGAGGUGCUUGUCUAG